Molecule: messenger RNA, 1335 nt
Organism: Arabis nemorensis
Lineage: Eukaryota; Viridiplantae; Streptophyta; Magnoliopsida; Brassicales; Brassicaceae
Source: the annotation of a GenBank genome assembly
AUGACUGAAGUUCUUCACUUUCCUUCGUCUCCAAGUGCUUCUCCUUCUUCAUCUUCACCAUCUGACCAUCGACGGAGAAACCGAGUUCCUGGAUUCGCGCAAGAUGUUGACUUUCACGGUUCAAUCGAAGAACAACAACAAUUGCAAGAUUUGAGACGGAGCAACGAUGAAGAAGACGACGGAGGAGGGGAAGAUCAGAUAUCUCUGUUGGCUCUUCUAGUCGCCGUUUUCAGAAGAUCUCUGAUUUCUUGCAAGAGUAAUCGGAGGGAGCUUUGUAGCAUGGAGAUCGGAUGGCCGACCAAUGUCCGACACGUGGCUCACGUUACCUUCGAUCGCUUCAAUGGCUUCUUGGGUUUGCCUGUUGAAUUCGAGCCUGAGGUUCCAAGAAGAGCUCCAAGCGCCAGUGCAACAGUCUUUGGGGUAUCAACCGAAUCAAUGCAAUUAUCAUAUGAUUCAAGAGGCAAUUGUGUACCAACCAUACUCUUGUUGAUGCAAAACUGUUUAUAUGGUCAAGGAGGCUUGCAGGUAGAGGGAAUUUUUCGACUCACUGCUGAGAAUAGCGAGGAAGAGGCGGUUAGGGAGCAACUAAACCGAGGAUUUACACCUGAGCGAGUCGAUGUUCACUGUUUGGCAGGGCUUAUCAAGGCAUGGUUUAGAGAACUACCGACCAGUGUUCUUGAUUCGUUGUCGCCCGAAGAGGUGAUGCAGUGCCAAACAGAAGAGGAAUAUGUGGAGCUUGUUAGGCUUCUUCCACCUACAGAAGCUUCUCUGCUUGAUUGGGCCAUCAAUCUAAUGGCUGAUGUUGUACAGCACGAACAUCUUAACAAGAUGAAUUCACGUAACAUCGCAAUGGUUUUUGCUCCCAAUAUGACACAGAUGGAUGAUCCAUUGACAGCACUGAUGUAUGCGGUUCAAGUGAUGAACUUCCUCAAGACACUAAUCGAAAAAACACUAAGGGAAAGGCAAGACUCGGUGGUUGAGCAAGCUCACGUAUUCCCUUUAGAACCUUCUGAUGAGAGCGGUCACCAAAGCCCUUCACAGUCUUUGGGUUUUAACACCAUUGAGCUGAGUGAAGAGACGCAACCAGACUACACCGAAAAUGCAGAAAAUCAGAGUUCAAGCAGUGAGAUAUCGGAUGAGCUAACCCUAGAGAAUAAUGCGUGUGAACAGAGAGAAUCAGAGUAUGGAAAACGCAGGACCGAGAGAUUGAGUGACUCAGGUCUUCAGGUGCUGACACUGGCUCCUCCGGCUCAGUGGCCUGUGGGAAGAACAAAAGGAUUGACUAACUUGAGCCGUGUAGGUUCGAGGGUAGAGCGUACUGAAGCUUGGCGGUGA